UUACUCAUUCUUCUCUUCUAAAACCAUUUUCUUUGCUCAUAUAUUACAACAAAACAAAGGAAAGUUCAUUGUUUUAUAUCAAAGAAAGGUUUUUGUAGCACCCCAAUUACAAAAAAUGGCAGCUGCAUCAGUUAAUACAACAAUUUCAAUGCUUGACUCCAACAUGGAAACUGAUAAGCUCACGUACGAAAUUUUUUCCAUUCUUGAAAACAAAUUCCUCUUUGGCUAUGAUGAUAUAAAAACUUCAGACAAAAAUUUAUCAGCUCCGUUCGCCGGAAACAAGAAUGUCGGCACCGGAAAAGUCAGAAUUUUGACAAUUGAUGCUGGUGGGUCCACUGAUGGUGUCCUCGCCGGAAAAUCUUUGACCCACUUGGAAGAUACCCUUCGCCAGAAAUCGGGAAAACCAAAUGCUCAUAUUGCUGAUUUUUUCGAUGUUGUCGCUGGUUCCGGCGCCGGCGGUGUACUCGCCGGUCUUUUGUUCACACGUGGGAAUGAUGGGGUUCCUAUGUUUACUGCAAAGGAAGCUCUUGAUUUUGUUGUCGAGAAUGGUCGGAAAAUUUCCCGGAGUUUCAAGACUGGAGUUUUCCGGCGAUUUUCCCGACCGGCGAAGGUGUUUCGGAAAGUAUUCGGGGAUUUAACGUUAAAAGAUACGAUGAAAGCAGUUUUAAUCCCAUGUUACGAUCUUACUACUGGGGCGCCAUUUGUUUUUUCGCGCGCUGAUGCGUUGGAAAUGGAUGGCUGUGAUUUCACGAUGGCUGAUGUAUGUGGGGCCACGAUGGCUGAUCGUGCGGUGGAUAUAAAGUCUGUUGAUUGUAGGACGAAGAUCACAGCCGUUGGUGGUGGAAUUGCGAUGACUAAUCCAACCGCUGCAGCUAUUACACAUGUCCUCAAUAACAAGCAAGAGUUCCCAUUUGCUAAUGGAGUUGAAGAUUUGUUAGUAGUUUCUUUGGGAAAUGGAGAUUCAGAUUCCGGCACCGGAAAUGUGAUGUCGUCGCCGGCGGCAUUCGUUAAGAUUGCCGGAGAUGGAACUGCCGACAUGGUAGACCAAGCUGUAUCAAUGGCAUUUGGACAAUCUAGGAAAAAUAACUAUGUACGAAUUCAAGGAAAUGGAAUUGUUGGGAAGAGAAAUCAAAUAAUUAAAGAGGAAAACAUAAGCAAAGGUGAAAGAAUGAGGAAAAUGGUGGUCAUUGCAGAGGAAAUGUUAGGGCAAAAGAAUGUGGAAUGUGUCUUAUUUCAAGGGAAGAAGUUGGUUGAGAAUUCAAAUUUGGACAAGUUGAAGAUAGUUGCAAGUGAAUUAAUCAAAGAGCAAGAAAGGAGAAAAAACAGCAUAUUACCCCCUGUGAUCUUGAAACAUGCACCAUCAUCUCCUAGAACAUCUUCUGCAACAACUCUUUCAUCCAAUUCUUCAUGUUAACUCCAACAAUCAGUAAUUAUUCGGUGAAAUAGUUGACGUACGCGCAAACAAUUGUGAUAGAGUCGACGUGUGCGUAAACUAAUUCAAAUAUCAAAGGACUAGUAAUUACUAGGAUAGACAAUUGUGAGCUUGAGGUUAGUCAAACCGAAUUGAAUCGAGCUAAGUCAAUGUCUUGAAACAUGAGUGUGAAGCCACUCGUGAUGAAUUUAGGACGUCCGAGUUUGAGCUGAGCUGCUAGAAUUUCCCAAAAAAUUAUUUGUUUCUCGUUUUAUGAUUUUUUUUAUUUCAGCUCUUGGGUUGAUUAGUAGUUGAAAUGUAUAUUUAGGAAUGAAUCUUGAUGAAUGUUUAUAUGUAUAUGAUUUCAGUAAUAUGAAUGGAUUGCUCAUAA
This is a messenger RNA of Nicotiana tabacum (common tobacco), 1802 nucleotides long. RefSeq names its product patatin-like protein 3. Gene Ontology annotation, biological process: lipid metabolic process. The record is from RefSeq and is a predicted model, not a curated record. Lineage: Eukaryota; Viridiplantae; Streptophyta; Magnoliopsida; Solanales; Solanaceae.